AUGGAUAGCUCUCCUGGCAGAAGCGCGUCCCAUCCACCCUCCCCCUCCCCAUCCUUUGUAAUUGCUUUCCCAACCCUCGAAGUACUCCCUGCCCCUCCAACAAUUGAUCUACCAAGUAGAUCAAGACGUCGAUCUAACGCGCUUCUUGGAAGCACCAAUCCUCCUCAAACAGAGGGUUUUACAACACCAGCGCGCCGCGAUUCAAUUGAUUCAAUUCGAUCAACGACAUCUGCUUCCAGCGGAUAUAACGCUGAAAUCGAGCGUCUUCGUGCAGAGGUUGCCCAACACGAUCAAGAAGUUGAGGAAUCCGCCAUUGGUCUUGGUAUUACCAGAGGAUCAACUGCCACCACAGGUGAAAGUGAGACAUUCAAUUACCGUGGUGUCCAGAGCGCAAGACAAUCUUUUGCUCUGCCAUCAAGACGCGAGCCAUUACCAGUCGCCGAACGACCACCAGCUAGUGUAAGAGAUCGCCGCAGAUCCCAACACUCUCGAUCUUCUUCCGUCGCCUCUCUCCCUUCUACAGAAGAUUUGAGAGUCUUUUCAGAGCCCGACGUCUACUCGACCCUCCCUCCUCUUACACGACAACAACAGAAAGCUCGCAGACCAAGUGCGCAAGAGGCUUUUCAAAACCUCCCCCAACUCACUUCUGCUACAUACAUUCCUCCUCAACUCACCUCCGCUACAUAUAUUCCUCCUCAACUCACCUCCGCUACAUACGUACCACCUCAACUUACAAACGCUACAUACGUCCCACCUCAAGCACGUAAGAUGAAUUAUCAAGGCUUUGGUGAUCCUAAUCAGCCCGGUCAGCCAUCCAAUCCUCGACAAGCUCCGCCAUCGCCAGGUCAAGGUAUGGCUCAUACAAAUGGAAUGAACGGUCAGAUGAACAUGGCUAGCAUGGCUAACAUGAUUGGCUUUCCGACUCCUGCUGGACACCAAUCUGACCUGAACUAUAUUAUGAUCAUGGUCGAGGAGUUGAGUCGCCUUUUGGCGGCCAACCAGAAGAUUACUGAUAGUAUUCUUGAGAAGAUCGGAAAUGUUCGUCAACGUGCAAAAGACAAGAACCUGAGCAACGAUGAACUUCUCGCAAUUGUCUCUGAGGAAUUGAAUGCGGGUUCUGAGAAUCUCGAGAACGAGAACUCCCAAUUGCGCCGAGCCAUCGAACAAUCUAAGGCUGAUGCCGAUGAGAAUUGGAAGUUGGUUCUUCACGCUGCUGGUAUCCUCGAGGAUAUCAAGGAAAAGGCCCAUAACUACAAAUUCCAACAUGAAAAGGAUACUCUCGCCUGGCACAAGAGCUACCGUGAUCAACUUGCUCAAGAGCGCAAAGAGAAUCUUGAACUCCGUUGCCACAUUGCCGAUAUGCAAGCUCAUGCUGCAAAGGCCAAUGACUAUAUCAAUCAGCUUCGCCGUUACGCUUCUGAGCACAAGAUCAUCACUGAGCUCACUACACAAGUUCAUCAGUACAAGUCUGAGCGUCGUUUCUGGAAGCGUAUGGCUUGCGUUGGUCUCCGCGAAGAUCCUAGCGAAUGGUCUGAUGAUGAAGGUGGUGCUACCGGCGAUAUCCCUGAGGCUGAGAAGAUUGCUUGUGCCUCAUACAUUGCUGAACGAGAAGAAAUGGCUCGAAUCAUUCUCGGCAAGAAUGAUGAAGAUUCCUCUUAA
Molecule: messenger RNA, 1659 nt
Organism: Sclerotinia borealis F-4128
Lineage: Eukaryota; Fungi; Ascomycota; Leotiomycetes; Helotiales; Sclerotiniaceae
Source: the annotation of a GenBank genome assembly